GCUGAACUCGGCGAAAUACGUCGUGAACACAUAAAACAAUCUCACGAAAUACAAACAACAGUGGAUGUUGGUAUUCAAACGUUGACAUGUUCCCUUGAAGAAGAAUUAAUUCAUCAAGGAAAUUGCGCACAUUUACCACAAUCAAAAGAGAUGAUAGCAAAUCUAUGUAGUUCAAGUGUUCAAACCUAUGAUGAACAUUUAAAAAGUACACGUGAUUUUCAAGUUCAAACUGAUUUUAAUUUUAAUUUACCUUCGAUCAAAAUUGAUCAACACUACAAUAACCGAAGUUUACAACUUUUAAAUGUUAGUUUAAUUAAACUUGUUCAUGCAUUACGUGUAGAAUUAGAUUCAGCUCAAGAAGAAUUAUAUAAAAGAAAUGAGAAACAAACUUAA
Molecule: messenger RNA, 393 nt
Organism: Schistosoma turkestanicum
Lineage: Eukaryota; Metazoa; Platyhelminthes; Trematoda; Strigeidida; Schistosomatidae
Source: the annotation of a GenBank genome assembly